AUGGCGGAGACGAAAGCUGCUCCGGCGCCGGCAGCAUCGAAGCAGAGGAGCAAGAACGACGUCUCUGGCAAGGCUGCAAGUCCAGUCGCUCUCCGAAGCAACAUCAAUACCAUCUUGUACCUCCUCGGCUCGCUCGGUCUCGGUCUCGCCAUCCUGGGGUACCGAUACUAUCCUUCUUCGACCUCGAAAUCCGCUUUAUCUAUAGAUCGUACAGCCUCUCUCCCGGAUUAUAACCCCAAACUCACCAAAUUCGGCGCCUUUGAACCGCCAGCGACGUUCCACCCCCCUCUGUUCGCCGACGCAGACCGCCGAGAUGCCAUCCUCGAAGCUACGAAACACUCUUGGGAGGCCUACUCGAAGUACGCAUGGGGAUCGGACGAGUUUCACCCGAUCUCCAAGACGGGAAGCAAUCUCACCAAGGCGGGUGGGGUGGGAUACCAGAUUGUGGAUGCGCUGGAUACGUUGCUUGUUAUGGGCAUGGAGGGGGAGUAUCACAGGGCCGCUGAAUGGGUGAGGAGGGAGCUGGAAUGGGAGAAGGAUGCGGAAUUUAGUACCUUUGAGACCACCAUCCGUCUCCUCGGCGGUCUUCUAUCGGCUCACCACCUCACCUCCAUCCACUCCAAUCCCUCGAUCGCAGCCGAUAGCGCCAUGUACCUCGACAAGGCCGUCGACCUCGCCGACCGCCUACUCGCGGCUUUCGAUACACCUUCUGGGAUUCCGUACUCGAGCGUCAACCUUGCUCAGCGAAAAGGGAUCCCGGAUGCCGGGAAUCAAGGGAUGAUGUCGACAGCGGAAGCAAGCAGCGUGCAGCUCGAGAUGAAAUACCUGAGUCACCUGAUGGGAGACUAUGUGUACUGGCGUGCAGCUGAGAAGGUAAUGAAGAUCAUUCAGUCCCAAGCAGCUCUUGACGGCAUCGUACCAAUCUUCAUCAGCCCGCAGAAUGGUCAAUUCGUCGCUUCUGAGAUCCGCCUGGGAUCACGCGGUGACUCAUACUACGAGUACCUCCUCAAGCAAUGGCUCCAGACCAACAGGCAAGAGACUGUCUACAAGGACAUGUACGAGUCGGCCAUGAGGGGUAUCAAGACGCAUCUGGUCGGACGGACAAGUCGGUCCGGGUUCAUAUUUACGCAAGAGCUCGUUCCUGCCAGACAUCCAGAGACCAACGACAAUACGUGGCAAAUCUCGCCCAAGCAAGACCAUCUCGUCUGCUUCCUCGGCGGCUCGCUCAUCCUCGGCGUGACCGAGGGUCAAACGGCCGAGUCCGGCGGAAGAACGUUCGAGAAGGCCGAGAGGGAGGAUAUGGCACUCGGCGGGGCGAUCAUCGAUACCUGCUUGGAAACUUACAACACCCCAACAGGUCUCGGGCCGGAGAUUGCGAUGUUCAGGCUGUAUACCGAGCCUCAGGCGGAUGAGGAGGAUUGGUACAUCAAGCCUAGCAACGGCGGUGUGCUCAUCGACGGCCGCAAUAUCCUUCGACCCGAAACCGUCGAAUCCCUCUUCCUCGCCUAUCGCGCCACCGGAGACGACAAGUACCGUGACGCCGGAUGGAAGAUCUUUGAGGCAUUCCAGGAGCACUGUCGGAUACCGUCUGGAGGCUACGUGGGGAUUGAGGAUGUACGGGACGUACCGCCGAGGUUGUUGGAUGGGAUGGAGACAUUCUGGAUCGGCGAAACGCUCAAAUACCUUUACCUCCUGUUUGAUGAUUCUACCAACAUCCCCCUCGACAAGUACAUCUUCAAUACCGAGGCGCACAUCCUGCCGAUCUUCCAGCCGACGCAUCUCACGAACUUCGCCACGAGCUGA
Molecule: messenger RNA, 1803 nt
Organism: Dioszegia hungarica
Lineage: Eukaryota; Fungi; Basidiomycota; Tremellomycetes; Tremellales; Bulleribasidiaceae
Product: glycoside hydrolase
Exons: 11
Coding region: 1-1803 (600 amino acids)
Biological process (GO): carbohydrate metabolic process; N-glycan processing
Cellular component (GO): endoplasmic reticulum; membrane
Molecular function (GO): mannosyl-oligosaccharide 1,2-alpha-mannosidase activity; calcium ion binding
Source: RefSeq, a predicted model, not a curated record